Molecule: messenger RNA, 2491 nt
Organism: Myotis myotis
Lineage: Eukaryota; Metazoa; Chordata; Mammalia; Chiroptera; Vespertilionidae
Gene: COMP
Product: cartilage oligomeric matrix protein
Exons: 19
Coding region: 104-2380 (758 amino acids)
Biological process (GO): cell adhesion
Cellular component (GO): extracellular region
Molecular function (GO): calcium ion binding
Source: RefSeq, a predicted model, not a curated record
GUGGUGGGCCGUCCCUGGGGCCGGCCUCGCCGCUGGGAUAAAUAGGCCCCGCCGGCCGGGUGGGCGGCAGAGAGAAGCCGAAGCCCAGCUCCCCUUCGCUGCCAUGGUUCCCGCAGCCGCCUGCGUUCUCCUGCUCUCCCUGGCCGCCCUCGGUGCGUCGGGUCAGGGCCAGAGCCAGGUUCCGCUGGGUGCAAACCUGGGCCCGCAGAUGCUGCGCGAACUGCAGGAGACGAAUGCGGCGCUGCGGGACGUGCGGGAGCUGCUGAGGCAGCAGGUCAAGGAGAUCACGUUCCUGAAAAACACGGUGAUGGAGUGUGACGCGUGCGGGAUGCAGCCGGCGCACACGCCCGGCCUGAGCGUGCGCCCCCUGCCCCAGUGCGCGCCCGGCUACUGCUUCCCCGGCGUGGCCUGCACCAUGACCGCCAGCGGCGCGCGCUGCGGCCCCUGCCCCGCGGGCUUCACCGGCAACGGCUCGCACUGCACCGACAUCAACGAGUGUAACGCGCAUCCCUGCUUCCCUCGGGUCCGCUGCAUCAACACCAGCCCUGGCUUCCGAUGCGAGGCCUGUCCUUCGGGGUACAGCGGCCCCGCCCACGAGGGUGUGGGGCUGCCCUUCGCCAAGACCAACAAGCAGGUUUGCACGGACAUUAAUGAGUGUGAGACUGGGCAGCAUAACUGCGUCCCCAACUCCGUGUGCGUCAACACGCGGGGCUCCUUCCAGUGCGGCCAGUGCCAGCCCGGCUUCGUGGGCGACCAAGCUUCCGGCUGCCGCCCGCGCGCCCAGCGCCUGUGCCCCGACGGCACUCCCAGCUCGUGCCACGAGAAGGCCGACUGUGUCCUGGAGCGGGAUGGCUCGAAAUCGUGUGUGUGUGCCAUCGGCUGGGCUGGCAAUGGGCUUCUCUGCGGCCGAGACACGGACCUGGACGGCUUCCCAGAUGAGAAGCUGCGCUGCUCAGAGCGCCACUGCCGCAAGGACAACUGCAUGACUGUGCCCAACUCAGGGCAGGAGGACGUGGAUCGCGACGGCAUCGGAGAUGCCUGCGACCCCGAUGCCGACGGGGACGGAGUCGUAAACGAGGAGGACAACUGCCCGUUGGUCCGGAACCCAGACCAACGCAAUUCGGAUGAUGACAAGUGGGGCGAUGCGUGUGACAACUGCCGAACCCAGAAGAACGAAGACCAGAAGGACACAGACCAGGACGGCAAAGGAGAUGCAUGCGACGACGACAUCGACGGUGACCGGAUCAGAAACGCAGUGGACAACUGUCCAAGGGUGCCCAACUCAGACCAGAAGGACAGUGAUGGUGAUGGUGUGGGGGAUGUCUGUGAUAACUGUCCCCAGAAGAGCAACCCAGACCAGAGAGAUGUGGAUCACGACUUUGUGGGAGACGCUUGUGACAGCGACCAAGACCAGGACGGGGAUGGGCUCCAGGACUCCCGGGACAACUGCCCCACAGUGCCCAACAGCGCCCAGCAGGACUCAGACCGCGAUGGACAGGGUGAUGCCUGCGAUGAGGAUGACGACAACGACAGAGUCCCUGACAAUCGGGACAACUGCCGCCUGGUGCCCAACCCGGGCCAGGAAGACUCAGAUGGCGAUGGCGUAGGUGAUGCGUGCCAGGGCGACUUCGACGCUGACAAGGUGGUGGACAAGAUCGAUGUUUGUCCAGAGAACGCCGAGGUCACCCUCACUGAUUUUCGGGCCUUCCAGACGGUGGUGCUGGACCCCGAGGGUGAUGCACAAAUAGACCCCAACUGGGUGGUGCUCAACCAGGGGAUGGAGAUUGUGCAGACGAUGAACAGCGACCCUGGCCUGGCUGUGGGUUACACUGCUUUCAAUGGCGUGGACUUCGAAGGCACAUUUCAUGUGAACACUGUCACAGACGAUGACUACGCUGGCUUCAUCUUUGGCUACCAGGACAGCUCGAGCUUCUACGUGGUCAUGUGGAAGCAGAUGGAGCAGACAUAUUGGCAGGCCAACCCCUUCCGUGCUGUGGCUGAACCUGGAAUCCAGCUCAAGGCCGUGAAGUCCUCCACGGGCCCUGGGGAGCAGCUGCGGAAUGCGCUGUGGCACACGGGGGACACGGCAUCACAGGUGCGGCUGCUGUGGAAGGACCCCCGCAACGUGGGCUGGAAGGACAAGACGUCUUACCGCUGGUUCCUGCAGCACCGGCCCCAAGUGGGCUACAUCAGAGUGCGGUUCUACGAGGGCCCUGAGCUGGUGGCUGACAGCAAUGUGGUCUUGGAUACAACUAUGCGGGGCGGCCGUCUGGGUGUCUUCUGCUUCUCCCAGGAGAACAUCAUCUGGGCCAACCUGCGCUACCGCUGCAAUGACACCAUCCCGGAGGACUAUGAGGCGCAGGGGCUGCUGCAGGCCUAGGGAUGGGUGGGGACCUGCCAUUAGAUGGCGGCCACCCUCAGGCCUGGAGCACUGAGGGGCAGCCAACCUUGGGGGAGGGAAGAGAUCAGAGAGGACAAAAUAAAGUGUGUU